This is a messenger RNA of Puntigrus tetrazona (Sumatra barb), 3026 nucleotides long. RefSeq lists its product as uncharacterized. NCBI's taxonomy places the organism in Eukaryota, Metazoa, Chordata, Actinopteri, Cypriniformes, Cyprinidae. The record is from RefSeq and is a predicted model, not a curated record. The coding region runs from base 50 to 1084 and encodes 344 amino acids. The transcript has 9 exons.
GAAAGCUGUGUUUCUGACGCUAACGUGCGCUUCCUGGCGGAUACUGAGCAUGUCUCUUCUUCAUGCCGUCGAUGAAGCUGUCGAGAUGUGCAAAGCUGAAGAAUCCAGACUCACUGAAAACACCCGACGCUGCAAGGAGAUUUUAGGCUCAAUGAGAGUGCGUGUGACGGAAACCAGUGAACCGGACACCACAGCAGCCCUCGGUACUAAACACGCGGAUGUUCUGCCUGAGGAAAAAGAAGAAAUCGAAUUGUUGGAGCGGGUUUUAAAAAAAGCACUGAAAAUCCGCGGCGCAUCCGAGGCUCAUAAAGACGGCAAACACCCUAAUGAGAAAAUAAGCAAAGGGCUCGUUAAUUAUACCGUUAAAGAGGAAGAUAAAAGAAAUCUGGUGAAAUCUCCCUCCGACGCGCACAAAAAGGCCGUUCAUCGCGGAAGAGCUGGAGGGAAUGUGGCCGACGGGGCCCCCCGGACGGGGCCGGUUCUGGUCCGCAGGGGCCCGGUGGUCAGGGGAAGGCCGAUAAUCCCGAAGAUCUCUUCCGCGCGAUCCCAGCAGAAGGUGUGUGUCAAAGCUGAAGAGUCGUCUGAAGAUAAUUCCCCAUCGGUCUCUGCGUCUGGCGAAGAUGGGAAAGUCGCGACAGGAAGCGUGCGGCCUAAAGAGAAAUGGACGCCAUCUCCCUCGUUACCGGCUUGGAGAACGCAGAGAACAAAACAGAAGCGAUUGUGGAAGAAAGUGUUAGCCCAGCAAUCGAAGCCAGUACCGGAGAGGACCAAAUUCACAGAGAGACUGCGAGACGCUUUCCCGUCCGAAUGCCCUUCUGCCUCUCCCGCUGAUAUCGCGGCGGAGCUGGACGCGCUCGCGCAGCGCUGUCUCGACCUGACACACUGCUUCAGCGCCGAGCUGCAGGCCCGGAAGGACUUCGGCUCAGGUAGUCACGCCUGGGGCAGAAAGAUGAAAAGCUGCAGGAAGACAGAAGCGUGUGGGUGGAAGCAGGGGGGCCGAGAAAUGAGCAACGGGACAAUAAGGAUCCUUCCAAGGAUGACGCCGUCAUCUAGCCGUUAUUCGUCUGAGUCACUGAGUUUCUGAAUCAGGAAGCUCAUUUAGAGUAGAUAGAGACCGAGAGAUGUGUGUGUGUGUGUGUGUGUGUGUGUGUGUGUCACAGGGACCUUGCGUGAGAGAGAAGUACGAGUCCUCGCGGUUGCUGGAGGGUUUGGAGAGGAUGACGGCAGAACAUACAGCGCGUGCUGAUCUCCGGAAGAAAGACUGGGAGAGGUGGGAUACGAGGACCUCUGGAGCUCUGUGUCCCGUCCGGAGGAGAGGUGACUGGGGAGACCCGGCCCGCUCCUGCCUGCCGCCCGUCCUGUCAUACAACAACGAGGCUGAACUGAGAGAGCUGGAAAGCCAAAGGCUCAGAGUGCAACAACUUCAGCAGGCUGUUCGUCUUCAGCAGGUGAUGUCCGACAGCCUUGCGUCUUCCUGGAGCCCUGUUCCCGGAGCCGCUGGCCCCAGCCCCGUGGCUCUGCGUGGCUUGUACUCGCUGCUGGCGGAGGGAGGGCUUCAGUUCCCGUCUCUGGUUUUGGACUCGGAGGCGGACUGAACGAAAACAAGGCCGUGUUUCGGGGUUAGUGGACUGAUUUCCCUGAAGCACAGCAGGGGCGUUUUCCUGCGUUUGGCUCGGAUGUUUAACGAUCGCUCGCGUGGCUGAACUCAAAUAAAGCUUCCGGCCGACGUCUCCCGUUAUCCUCGAGGAUUUCAUUCGGUUUGCGCUCCUGUUAUUUGUCUCUCUGAUGAGUUGUUCCCGUUUGAACUCAAACCGCUUUGUACGAGUAGCAUGCGUCCUGCCGAAGCCUGUUUGUUGCCAGCAGAGGGUGAUGUGCUCUUAAUGCUGUUGACAGCAUGUGUGGCGUGACGUCUGUUAGCGCGGAAAGGCAUCCAGACUCGUCUCUCGGUUUAGGAAAACAAACAAAAGUUGCGUGUGCACCAAAGCAGUUGCGUAUGGCGAGCACCCGAGCGCUCCGGAGCCAAUGAGGAAUCUGAGCCGAGUGUCUAAAUCAUGCUUUUUUUUCUUUUGAAUCUGUUACUGACGCAGUUCCUGUGUUUAUGUUUGCUUCUGUGCAAACAGUUUAGUCUGGUAACCUUGUGCACCGCAUUAAAAUCAGCCGAAAGCUCCACGUUUUAUGCAUUAAAUAUCUGCUGCUUCAAGUACAGAUAGCCUCGGUAUAGCAGCGUUUUUCAUUUUUGACAGGAAUGUAAAUGAGGGAUGGAUGUAAGCCGUGUUCAGUGGAACUAAAAAACUCCAUAAAACUGUUUCGAAAGUAUUACGCAAAGCCCGUAAGUCCACCCCACACGGUCUUUUUAAUACAACAGCUGACCUGACCUUAGGCCUGUAUUAAAAGAUGUGCAUUUGAGCCGACCGGUCAUUUUUAAACGCAGCGGGUCAGCGUGAAAUGUAGGGUUUUGAUAUCUUUUACGGUGUACGUACAGCGUGGUGUGAACGUUAUAAUGUCACGUGGUCAGGAGAGGAAUGUAAGAAUAGCCUUAAUUAGUGUUUCUCAAUAAGAUUAGCGUGUUUCGUUGCAAGAAAUGAGCUGUAAUUUGGGAAUUUAAUCCUGCGGCGCACGCAUAAAUGCAGCCAUUCCAUUGCAAUUUUUCCCGCAAGUAUAAAAAACGAACUUUCCUCACCGAAUGUAUCGAUCACAGCUGAUCUUUAGGACUGGCUGAACAGGAAUGAAACCGCAUCUGCUGCCUCAAGACAGAUUGCAGUCAAUAUCUGGUUUGUCUGCAUCAGUUGCCAUAGUGACUACGAGAGUAGCUGUCAUGGUGGAAAGACAGUUUUUGCUCUUGAUCGUGUCCAUCAUGACAUCUCGCAGCGGUGCUGUUAUAUGACGUGACUGAAAUAGUUUCUUCAUUAAUCAUUCAGAACAAUCAGUCCCAUUACUGCUCCCUGAAAUCUGACCUGACCAAUUAGACUGAAACAUGUUUCUAAAACUGGGUUUUAAUAUAACCUUUUUUAAAUUUUUAUUAAAAA